AUGAUGCACCAUGAAGACAAGAAAUCCUCAAAGGAUAAGGAGGUGUUAGGAUAGACUCUAAAUGUACUAUCAGCUAAACUCAAAUCAAGCAGAAUAAACUGGAAAGCAGCUAGAUGUUACUCUUUGGAUCACCAUGGAAAUGCAAAGCUGGAAAGGCAACUACUGAUGCAGAACCAGAUGAGAGAGAGACAAACAGCCAUGCAGAUUGCUUGGACACGGGAAUUUCUCAAAUAUUUUGGGACAUUCUUUGGACUUGCUGCUGUAGGUUUAACAGCUGGAGCAAUAAAAAAGAAGAACCCAGGAGUUUUACUGCCAAUAGUUCCCUUAAGCUUUAUACUUGCCUAUCAAUAUGAUAUGGGCUAUGGGACACUGUUGCAAAGGAUGAAGGGUGAAGCAGAGAACAUACUGGACACACAGAGCACUUUGCUAGAAUUGCCGAAAGGACCGCUCACUUUUGAAGACCUGGAGAAGAUCAGAAGAUCUCAGAGCAAGUUCUUCGUAGAAAAAUAG
Molecule: messenger RNA, 510 nt
Organism: Opisthocomus hoazin
Lineage: Eukaryota; Metazoa; Chordata; Aves; Opisthocomiformes; Opisthocomidae
Source: RefSeq, a predicted model, not a curated record